Anastrepha obliqua is the source of this 1720-nucleotide messenger RNA. Its product is annotated as UDP-sugar transporter UST74c-like. Bases 131 to 1195 code for a protein of 354 amino acids. NCBI's taxonomy places the organism in Eukaryota, Metazoa, Arthropoda, Insecta, Diptera, Tephritidae. The transcript has a single exon. The record is from RefSeq and is a predicted model, not a curated record. Gene Ontology annotation, molecular function: antiporter activity; GDP-fucose transmembrane transporter activity. Gene Ontology annotation, cellular component: Golgi apparatus.
UUUAACUAACUAACUGGCUAUGGUAUCGCAGUAAAAUAAGUUGAAGUUUGUGUAGAACAAAAGACUGUAAUUCCAAAAUAAGAAUUGCUUGUAUAUAGCACAUAGUGAUUUGCAUCAAACCCUCAUUGCGAUGGGGACACAAAGCAGUGAGGACAAAAACACUACGCUUGAGCUAUCGACCAACAGCAGCAAUGAUAGUACAGCAAGCGUUAAUUCGAAGGAGCUGCGUCAGCAAGAUGAGAGCACGUUGUUCGUCAAGAAAAUCGGCAGUGCUCUGUUCUAUGGAAUGGCCUCGUUUAUGAUAACCGUUGUGAACAAGACUGUUCUUACGUCGUAUCUGUUUCCUUCGUUUCUGUUCCUCAGCCUGGGUCAGUUGUCGGCCAGUAUUGUAGUGCUUGGACUCGGUAAACGGCUGCGUUUGGUAACGUAUCCACCAUUAAAGCGAAAUACAUUUAUGAAAAUUUUUCCACUACCACUGAUUUUCCUCGGAAACAUGAUGUUUGGGUUAGGUGGCACAAAAGAACUAAGUUUACCAAUGUUUGCUGCAUUGCGUCGCUUUUCAAUAUUAAUGACGAUGUUACUGGAAUUGAAAAUACUCGGUGUCCGACCUUCAUUUGCAGUGCAAGUCAGUGUAUACGCUAUGAUUGGUGGUGCAUUACUAGCAGCUUCUGAUGAUCUUUCAUUUAAUAUGAAAGGCUACACUUUCGUAAUGAUAACUAAUGCGCUGACUGCCUCGAAUGGGGUGUAUGUAAAAAAGAAGCUCGAUACUUCAGAAAUCGGCAAAUAUGGACUGAUGUUCUAUAAUUCACUUUUUAUGUUCACACCAGCACUAAUUGUUACUUAUCUCACUGGCGACCUUGAAAAAUCGCUCGCCUUCAACCAGUGGAGAAAUCCCUAUUUUGUUAUACAAUUUCUAAUGAGUUGCUUCAUGGGCUUCAUAUUAUCAUAUAGCACAAUACUUUGCACGCAAUACAAUUCUGCUCUUACAACAACAAUUGUCGGCUGUUUAAAGAAUAUCUGUGUAACAUAUUUGGGUAUGUUCAUUGGCGGUGACUACAUCUUCUCGUGGCUUAAUUGUAUCGGAAUUAAUAUCAGUGUGUUUGCAAGUUUACUUUACACAUACAUAACAUUCAGACGGAAGCAAGCACCUGAUAAGGAACUGUUGAUACCAACAACCAGAGGAAUAGCGGUGUAGUACAUUAAAAAUGUACUUGUAGAUAAUAAUAGUAGCGUAUUCUGCGAUAAUAUUAAUGAUUGAAUCUUAACGAAAAACGAAACGGGCAAUAUGACGCAAAAUUUAGAAGAAGCUAGCGGAUAUUUAGAGCUAAAUAAAAUAGGUUAUAUAAUAAUAUUAAGACACGGCAUUGAAAAUAUGCUUACAUUGAUAAUUGUAUGUACUUGUAAACAUGUAUGUAACUGUAUAUUGAAUGUAGUUUUUAAAAAAUUACCAAAGCCAUAGUUAUACAAUUGUAUGUGUAACAUUGAAUUUUAUGUUCCCAUUUCGGGUAGGGGAAGCAAUUUAUUUCUAAAUAAGUAGUGGGUGUUUAAAAUAAGUGCAUGCAACAAAAGUGUCAUAGUCACUAGCUCACCAACGAGCAACGUAUGUAACUUUGCUAUUGAUAUAAGAAACAAAAACGUAAUAGUAUUAUAAAAAAAAUGAUUUAGUUUUGUAAAACUUUGAAAAUUCUAUUGUGAUUUUGUAUAUUUCUCAAAAAAAAAG